ACUAGUGGUUAGGUUACUUUGACUAUUACAUGGAGAGUUUCAAUCCGUCUGACCUGCCUCAAUAUUAAGUCGGUAACAGAUAAAAAUGUGUCGCCAACUUAAAAUGAUGUUCAUGCAAGCAAAUUGAUUAAAAUAGGGAUAUAAAAAAUGUUAAGUAACAGUAGCUUCCAUGUUUACUAAUUAGCUUCUCUUCCCUUAAAAUACCCCUGUUACAAUAUUUAAUUUAAAAAUGGUCUGUUAUAAAACUCUAAACAAACAAGCUUACUGGGGGGACGUAUUUACUUGUGUAUGUGUUUGCAAUUCACUUGUACUUGUCUAUAAUACAUUUUUUUUUUUUUUGGUGACCAGGUUUAAGAUGAGCAUCACUGACCUCCUCAGCCCUUCUGCUAUUGCUGCUGCCCUGAGGGACUGCCAAGCCCCUGAUUCCUUCAGCCACAAAAAAUUCUUUCAGCUCAGCGGAAUGUCCAAAAAGAGCAGCAGUCAGAUCAAGGAUAUCUUCCGGCUCUUAGACAAUGAUCAAAGCGGCUUUAUUGAGGAAGAUGAACUCAAGUAUUUCCUCCAGCGGUUUGAGUGCGGAGCCAGAGUAUUAACUACUUCAGAAACCAAGACUUUUUUGGCAGCUGCAGAUCAUGAUGGGGAUGGCAAAAUUGGGGUUGAAGAAUUCCAGGAAAUGGUGCUCUCCUGAAGGACUGAAGGCAACAGAGAAAGAAACAGAAAGGGGAGGGGGGAAUGAAUCUCCAAGAAAUGAUACUCUAAAACUCUGUAAAUCAGAGAGUCCCCUUGUUUAUUUAUUAAAUCUUCACAGUGUCUGUUAUUUGUUUGCUGCUCUAAUGAGGUACCAAAGCACCAGUUAAUAAUGAUUUUUGGUAACGUGGACCAUUUUACCAUGUUCUAGGAACACAUUUCAGCAGACACUGCCCUUAAAAUUAUCCAAUAAAAAUAAAUUUCUCAU
Chelonia mydas (Green sea turtle) is the source of this 952-nucleotide messenger RNA. RefSeq names its product parvalbumin, thymic CPV3. Bases 230 to 685 code for a protein of 151 amino acids. Lineage: Eukaryota; Metazoa; Chordata; Testudines; Cheloniidae. Gene Ontology annotation, molecular function: calcium ion binding. The record is from RefSeq and is a predicted model, not a curated record. The transcript is spliced from 4 exons. Gene Ontology annotation, cellular component: nucleus; cytoplasm.